Plodia interpunctella (Indianmeal moth) is the source of this 4310-nucleotide messenger RNA. RefSeq names its product transient receptor potential channel pyrexia-like. Gene Ontology annotation, molecular function: monoatomic ion channel activity; protein binding. Lineage: Eukaryota; Metazoa; Arthropoda; Insecta; Lepidoptera; Pyralidae. The transcript has a single exon. Gene Ontology annotation, biological process: monoatomic ion transport; transmembrane transport. The coding region runs from base 36 to 2993 and encodes 985 amino acids. Gene Ontology annotation, cellular component: membrane. The record is from RefSeq and is a predicted model, not a curated record.
AAGAUGCUGUAUUGACGAGCAGUCGCGCCUCAGCCAUGGACAACUUCGGUUACCGAGAGAUGUCGUGGCAGAGCGUCCCUACCACCCGAACCUCCGUCAGAAGCAGCAACCUGUCCAGAAGUUUCAGCUCCCGGACUAGGGACUCCGAAGAAAUCCCUCUGAACACUAGAUACAAACAUGUCCGAAACAUCGACCUACUCGAAUCAGCUAGGGUACCUAGCUCCACAAAAGACUACCUAUUCGUCGGCCCUUCUCCACCGGCUGACGACGCACCCAAUAUGCAUGCAAGUUUUGACGUGCUUGCCCCAGAUUUAGAAGCAAGAUUAACCGAAGACGCCGUUCGACGUGGACUCUGCGAAAGAGCUAUCACUUACGGCGCUGGAAGAUUUUUCGAUGACAUCGAGUGCGGACUGAUCACAACUGAAAAUAUUGAGGAACAUAUCAGCUCCGCUCCGGAAGCUGUGAUCAAUUUGGCUCUGUUAUGGGCUACUUUUCUGACACGAGAUGAACUUUUGCCGGCUAUUUUGGAUGCAGGAGCCGAUAUACACUAUGCGGAGCCAGCUGGACUUUCAGCAUUACAUUUAGCUGCUUUCAGCAGUGCCAAAAAUGCUGCGUUAUAUCUUCUCUCUCGCGGAGCCGAUGUGGAUUAUGCACCAAAAUACUUUACGCCUCUCCAUUGUGCUGCUUUUGGGAACUCAGUUGAAGUUGCCGAAAUACUUAUUGCUAGUGAAGCGUCUCUUCAUGCAGUAGUGCAAAGAGCUGGUUGUGAAGAUAAUUUGGUUCAUUGUGCAGUGAGAUCAGAUGCUGUUGAGUGCAUGGAUUUGUUCAUAAGUUCAGGUGUUGACCCGGGUUACGUCACUUCAGGAGGAUUAAAUGCUUUGCAUUUAGCCGCAGAACUUGGCUCACAGCGCUGUCUUGCAUAUUUGCUUAAGGAAACAAAGAUAAGCGUAAAUGGACUGACCAAACAACGGGAUAAAGAAUCUACAGCAUUACAUUUAGCAGCUUCUCGUGGAUAUGCCGAAUGUGUAGAGCUUCUACUAACAGAAGGUGCUAAAGCAAAUACAUUAAAUCAUAGAGGUUUCACAGCACUACAUCUCGCAGCCAGAUGUUCAAGUUUAGAAUGCGUCGAGGCGCUAUUGAGAGAUGGCAAUGCAGACCCGAAUAUUGAGGAUUUUGAUAAGCGAACACCACUUCAUGCUGCUGUGUCCCGCUCCGAUCGUGCAUCUGAUAUAAUUGAUAUGCUUGUGAGUUGGGGAGCACAGGUAAAUAAGAAAGAUGUAUAUGGAUAUUCACCUCUACAUAUAGCCGCUAUAGACGGGUUAACGCCUUGUGUGGAAACUUUGAUAUUUUUAGGUGCUGAUGUAACAUCAAAAUCCAAGAAAGGACACACAGCUCUUAGCGUAAUUGCUAGGAAAACUCCUAAAUCUUUGACUAUUUUACGGCAUAACUUGGAUAAUGGAAUUUCCAUCAGUCGACCAACUGAAGCCAACGAAGAAGUACAAAUAGAGUUCGAUUUUGGAAAACUUUUGAAAUUUUCUUACCCCCGAGAAAUUACAUAUUUAAAUAGUUUGAUAGACGAAGGCCAAAAAGACAUAUUGCUACAUCCAUUGUGCUCAGCAUUUUUGUUUAUGAAAUGGCGAAAGAUCAGAAAAUUUUAUUUAGCCAGACUAAUAUUUUGCUUUUUAUUUGUAUCAUUUUUAUCUAUUUACGUCCUGACAACAGUUGUGAAAACUUGUAAGGGAAAAUAUUCUGAAAAAUAUGGAGUAAAAAACGAGUUGUGCCAACCCCAAUCUCUUCUCGGAGGAAUGUUGAAUCACAAUCCGAUCGAAUUUGAGAGAUGGAUUCUUAUCGGUAUCACAGCUUUCGAAAUAGUGCGCAAAUUGACUGGUAUUACUGGAUAUUCAAGUAUACAUCAGUAUUUUACAACAUUUGAAAAUCUUAUGGAGUGGUUUGUUCUUCUGUCUGUAUUUUCAUUGUACAAAAUAAAUGCAGACUAUAGCUGGCAAAACCAUGUUGGCGGAUAUGCGGUUUUAGGAGCUUGGACAAACCUGAUGUUACUAAUGGGUCAACUUCCAAUGUUUGGUGAUUACGUAGCGAUGUAUCAGAAAGUAUUGACCGAGUUUCUGAAGCUACUUUUAGCAUACAUUUGUUUACUUCUGGGUUUCACUAUUUGCUUUUGCGUAGUAUUUCCAAACGAGGAAAUGUUUUCCAAUCCAUUGAUGGGUUUCAUAUCUACACUUUCAAUGAUGGUAGGGGAGUUGAAUUUGAGCAUCCUUAUAAAUGAUCCCGUAAAACAAGAAGAUCCGCCUCUUUUAUUUGAAAUAUCGUCACAAAUUAUUUUCAUCCUGUUCCUCAUGUUUGUCACUAUUAUCUUGAUGAAUUUGCUUGUCGGUAUCGCAGUCCACGAUAUUCAAGGUCUUCGCAAAACUGCUGGGUUAUCGAAAUUAGUUAGACAAACAAAGCUAAUAUUGUUCGUAGAAAUGGGUAUGUUUAGUGCACUCCUACCAAAAUGUCUUCACAAAUAUGUGUACAGAACUGCCUUAGUGUCACCUGAGGCUGGGAAAGUUAUACUUAUUGUUAAACCACUCAAUCCUCGUGAAAAAAGAUUGCCGACAGAUAUAAUGAUGGCGGCUUAUGAACUGGCUCAGUUGAAUAAGAUUAAGUCUGGAGGGUCAGUAAAGGAAAUAUUGCAUAAGAACAGAUAUUCCUCGAAGUUCAAGAAUGAACCAAAGACACAAGACCCGACCAUGAAUAUCGAAAUAAGGGGAAUGCAAGAAAAGAUUGAUCAGACCACGUUUAAUUUGAAGAAGAUAGAUCAAGAGAUGAGACAUUUGAACACAUUAUUGUUGGAACAGCAACAUUUGUUACAGACAUUGGUUAAGUACCAUGACACAAGUAUUCACAGAUCAUCAAGUUACGCAACAACUACAACGCAUUAUAACAACGAAUCACCCGUUUUCUUCCCAAAUAAUGAAAUUUCAAGAUAUCAGUGAAAAUAAUGAGAAUCCAUUUGAAAAUAAUGUGUUUACAUUAUUAAGAUACGGUGGUAUUUUCUGCUAAAUGGAGAUAGUGGCUGUUCAAAUAAUUGUCAGGGUAUUUUGUGAUGUACACGUAUGUAUUUGUUUAAGACUAAAUAAGGAUACAAGUAAUGUUUUAUAAUGUAAGCAGUGAAAAGAUGUUUUUGUGAUAGCAAAAGGCAUUUUUAUCGAGUAAUUUAAACUCGGUGUGUUUAUUUAUACAUUUUUAAUAUGGAAAUUUAAAUCAUUGAACCAUCAUUGUUGAAAUUUCUGAUAAAAUAUCUAUGUACUAUAAUGUCCAUCAAUGAAGUGCUAAUGUCCUGUUUGGCUAUAUUAUCAAUGUUGAUAUUUAUUGUUUGGCUGAACGACAGAUAACUGCAGUCUAACAAGGUUCUUUUGGCAUUUUAGUAGGGGCGCCACUUACGUUCUAAAUAAGAAAUUUUACUAGCUCAGGAUAUUUGUUUACUGUUUUACCAUGCCUUAAAUGAUUCUUGUCAGACUCAGAAGAAUUUCAGUGACUGAAACUUUGAUAUAUUCGGAAUUUUAAAAAGUAUUUCCAUGUUAUAUCAAAAUAUAUAGCACAAAAUAAUUAUAUAAAGUAAGAUUUUACCAAGAUAAGCGAAAGCUGUGAAUGUGUUUGGUUUAUACGAUAUAAUAAUAAUUAUUCAUGUCACUAUUUUGUAAUUUUAAUGAAGUAUACAAAACUUUACUUGUGUAUUUAAUCGAAGUAUAUGAGUCAGAAAUGUCAUGUACAUAGAGAAAUGAAAAAUGAGAUGUCCUAGUUUAUACUAUCUGUCCUAUUUCCAUACUUCACGUUCAAUUAGACGUGCACACAAUGCUUUGACCUAACUGCGCUGCGGUACACUACACGACGCGAUGGGACACACUCUUUACAUCUCACUUGUUCCCAGUUUCAUUUGGGACUGUGACGUAGCGAAACCCGGAGUCAGCGUAAAAAAAAUUGAAGAUUUUAUAACCUGUCGCCUUUUGCGUUAUUUAUUUAAAAUCAAUUUUUAAGUAUGUAUGAUAAUUUUUAAAAAUUGAUUUCAUUUUGUACUGGCGUGUGGUUCAGCUCUAUAAUAGGAGCAACCCAUAUCGUCCCGUGGAUAUUGUGGAUGGAUGAUAGACAACAAUAGCACUCCCAAGUAGGGUUGGUUGACGUCAGGCAGACGGCCUGUUGUGAAUAUAAGAGAGAGAGCGAGAGAGAGAUGUGAAUCAACGAAGCCUAGUGUAAGGAUUUGAAGAUAAAAAAAAAUAUUAAAAUGAAGAUUCGUCUGUGGUUUUAAAACCGAU